Molecule: messenger RNA, 417 nt
Organism: Mytilinidion resinicola
Lineage: Eukaryota; Fungi; Ascomycota; Dothideomycetes; Mytilinidiales; Mytilinidiaceae
Product: MGMT family protein
Exons: 3
Biological process (GO): DNA repair
Molecular function (GO): catalytic activity
Source: RefSeq, a predicted model, not a curated record
GGCGAGCGCUCAGAAGAAGCAGCAGCAUGGUUCGAAGCCGUGUACUCGGCGGUAGGGGAGAUACCCCGUGGAAGAGUCACGUCGUAUGGUCAUAUAGCGCGACUGCUAGGCAAGCUCGGCGUCUGUCUCAAGCACCUCCCCUUGCCCAGUACCGACAGCAGUAGGCGCAGUGCGCGAUGGCAUAGUGGAAACGUGCCGUGGCAGCGCGUGAUCAAUGCCAAGGGGGGGAUUAGUCCGAGAGGCCCAGGCAGCGCGGCGCGACAGGCUGCGUCUCUCAGACGAGAAGGCGUGCACGUGGAGGAGGACAGCAUGGGCGUGUUCUCGGUGGACCUGGGGCGGUUCGGGUGGUUUCCGGACGUGCUACCGAGCGAAGUGGGGGACGAUGAAGAGGGAUCGAGUGAGGAUGAAGACAGCGAG